This is a messenger RNA of Tachyglossus aculeatus (Australian echidna), 3765 nucleotides long. RefSeq names its product phosphatase and actin regulator 1 (gene PHACTR1). The record is from RefSeq and is a predicted model, not a curated record. Gene Ontology annotation, biological process: cell motility; stress fiber assembly. The transcript has 15 exons. Gene Ontology annotation, molecular function: actin binding. Bases 432 to 2348 code for a protein of 638 amino acids. Lineage: Eukaryota; Metazoa; Chordata; Mammalia; Monotremata; Tachyglossidae.
ACUGAGCAUCCAUCGUGAUUAGAAAGUACUCCACACCUUGGAGAGCAGUGGAGACAUAGGAAUAAUUUGAAAUGCAAAUGAAAUUGAGGGGGUAGUAGAGAGAACGUAUAAAAGACAGUAAGACAAAACCUUUCAAUUCUCUUAAAUUAGCAGACUAAUGUGUUCCAGAAAGCAGCGUCGCUCAGCUCUGUAUUCCGAGGUUACAUUUCAUCAGAAUAUAAAACGGGCAAAUCCAUCACUUUUCUUUACUCAGGCUUUGGAAUCGAGAUUGAAGUGACAAUUAGAAGCUGCUUGCUUGGGUUCACAGGCUUGAAUGUAUUGCAUGGCUUUAUCUCAUGCCAUUCAACGUGGUGGAGAGAUAUCAGUGAUCUCGGAACUCAUCUGAUCAUUUUCUUUCAAAAAAGAGAAGUGUUGAAUUUGUAACAUCAAGGAUGGAUUAUCCAAAGAUGGACUACUUUCUGGAUGUUGAGUCUGCUCACAGACUGUUUUACAGUCAAGGAGCUCAAGCACGCCGGGCGACCCUGCUCCUUCCUCCCACAUUAAUGGCGACAUCAUCUGAAGAGGACAUAGACCGGCGGCCCAUCCGGAGAGUCCGCUCCAAAAGCGACACCCCCUACCUCGCCGAAGCCAGGAUAUCCUUCAACCUAGGGGCAGCUGAGGAAGUGGAGAGGCUGGCGGCGAUGCACUCCCUGGUACCAGGUACCCACACCCCUCCCAUUAGGAGAAAAAGCAAAUUUGCCAACCUGGGAAGGAUCUUCAAGCCUUGGAAAUGGAGGAAGAAGAAAAGUGAAAAGUUCAAUCACACGUCCACAGCUCUGGAAAGAAAAAUAUCAAUGAGGCAAAGUCGAGAGGAGCUUAUAAAACGAGGUGUCCUGAAGGAAAUCUAUGAUAAAGACGGGGAACUGUCCGGAUUGAGUGGAGAAGGAUCACUGGAGAACGGACAGGCCUUGAGCACGAGCCAGCUCUCGCUCCCAGCCCUGUCAGAGAUGGAGCCAGUUCCGAUGCCCAGGGAUCCCUGUUCCUACGAGGUGCUCCAACCCUCGGACAUCAUGGAUGGGGCAGUGUCUGAAGAAAGCCCCUCAGCUAAUGAACCUGGAGCCCUCCUGUCCCAAGAUCCUUCAGCCAAACCAGUCCUGCUACUUCCCCCCAAAAAACCAGUUGCUUGCCCCAGAGACCAUGACGACAACUCAGUUGAGCUGCUGUCCCUUUUCAAGCAGCCCCCUGCCCUGCCUCCUAAACUCAUUACCAGGAUUCCCAAUCAUUUGACUGAUCCCAGUGCCCCCGUGAAACUGCCCUGUCUGCCUGUGAAACUGUCGCCUCCGCUACCGCCAAAGAAAGUCAUGAUUUGCAUGCCAUUAGGAGGGCCUGACCUCUCUCUGGCUUCAUACGCACAGCCGAAGAGUAUCCAGCAGCCUUUGAGUCAGCAGCAUCAUCACACUGUCCUGCCAUCCCAGUUACAGCACCAGCUUCAGUACGGCAGCCUCGGCCAUCACCACCCCUCAGCCUCCGGCUCCCUCCCCAUGCACCCCUCCGGGUGCCGGAUGAUCGAUGAGUUGAAUAAGACCCUGGCGAUGACCAUGCAGAGGCUGGAAAGUUCUGACCAGCGGGGUCCCUGUCCCUCUUAUCAUAGUUCUGGUUUGCACUCAAGUGAUGGUGUCACAAAAACAGGGCCCGUGGGCUUGCCAGACCUAAGACAAGUGCCAACUGUUGUGAUCGAAUGUGAUGACAAUAAAGAAAAUGUGCCUCAUGAAUCAGACUAUGAAGACUCUUCUUGCCUGUAUACCCAAGAAGAGGAGGAUGAAGAUGAAGACGAAGAUGAUGACGGCUCUAUAUAUACCAGCUCUCUGGCCAUGAGGGUGUGCAGAAAGGAUUCCUUAGCCAUCAAGCUCAGCAACAGGCCCUCUAAGCGGGAGUUGGAGGAAAAGAACAUUCUCCCCAGGCAGACUGACGAGGAGAGGCUGGAGCUGAGGCAGCAAAUCGGGACAAAACUCACCAGGCGCCUGAGCCAGAGACCAACUGCUGAGGAAUUGGAACAAAGGAAUAUUUUGAAACCACGCAAUGAGCAAGAGGAACAAGAGGAGAAACGGGAGAUCAGGAGGAGGCUAACCCGCAAGCUGAGUCAAAGACCCACGGUGGAAGAGCUGCGGGAAAGGAAGAUCCUGAUCCGCUUCAGCGACUACGUCGAAGUGGCAGACGCUCAGGACUACGACCGGAGGGCGGAUAAGCCCUGGACGAGACUCACCGCCGCCGACAAAGCAGCCAUUCGGAAGGAGCUCAAUGAAUUUAAAAGCACUGAAAUGGAAGUUCAUGAAUUAAGUAGGCAUCUAACAAGGUUUCACCGCCCUUAGCAGUCAGACUCCAGCCGAAUACGAUGCUGUCUUCAGAACAUAAAUUGAAAAGAACCAUAAGUGCUGGUAUGAUUCACUCCCUGUUACAUUGUAAAUCUUCUGAACCGCCUUGUUUUAAAAGAGAGAGAAAGGAAGCCAAGGAGCAUGGUAUCUCGGUGAGGGGUGGAAAGGAAACAAUGCUCCAUGGCCAGAGCUGCGACCACAACUUCUGACAUUGAGAGACGCCUCCUGGGCAGGGCUGAGGGCAUCAGCUGGCGUCCUCGUUUUCAGACUCGCUGGCAUGUGGAUCUGACCCAUUUUGUCUAAGUCCAGCUGGUCCUGCAUCCAUUCCAUCAUCAGCCACCCUCAUCCUCAGGGUGCUGAUCCCUCUGCUCCACAGACAUCUGAGGCAAUGGCUCUGGCCAUGAUUGUGUCAAGUCAGAGUCCUGACUGGCUUCCUGUGCCCACCCACCAGCACUUCAACCGAAAGGACUGAGAGAGAUGCUAAGGAGGGAGGGCUGUUGCUUUGCAUUUCCCCUACCUCCCUGCUACUCCCCCGCUAAACCCUAGAGGGAAAGCCCUGGCCCUCAGCAGUGCUGGAAGCCCCGACUGCCACCCUUUGGCUUUGUAAGAGACGGGUGUGGUGCCUUGGCAGUGAAAUGAUAACACCGAUUGGCUGCUAGGAGCAGCAGAACCAAAGCUGAGCAGAGUGGCUUUCAUCUUAAUUUCUAAAACACAAAAUGAUCAGCCCCAAAUACAGGAGGAUAAUGAUGGAGUGAUCUAGCAUUGUAAAGGAAAGUGGGGAUUAUGGGCAUUAGCACAUUACUUCCUAACGGAGAGGGAGGGAACUUUUCUUGUCCAUUCUUAAUCUUCUCUCUCAGCUCCAGGGUGCCGCUUCACAGUCUUUUUUGUCAGAGAAGGUGAUGCCUUCCGAACCUGACUUAAGCGUAAAAACAGAACCAGGAAAUUCAGCCCAACAGGGUCAGUCUUUAGCUAAGGAACUUCCCAUUCACUUAGCUUUUGCUUUGGGCCCGAGCCCCCCCUUUCUGAAGGCUGAAGUGAAUCGAGGUGUGGUGGCCAUCCUCUCACUCAUGUGGGGAAGAAAUCCAUCUGCUGCCCUGCACCGCUAGGUGAGUCAGUAAUCCUAGAAAGGCAAAUACCAGCCAAAUUUCCCUGGCAGCUCUUGGGCCUGAUGAUCGAACAGUGCAUAGUCCUCAAAAGGAAGAGGAGUGAAUGCCUUCUCAGGCCCUGCGUUGGGGACAGAAAGAAGUUACUCUGGGAGUAGGAAUAAGGAAGAAGCCGCUUCCUUCCCCAGGCACGUUACCUAUCAGAAGCUGAUGCAUGUGUUCCCUUGAUGCUACAAGGCCGCUGGGAUCAUUUUCAGGGCUGAGUAUUUAUUGGCAGGAAUCCUAGCAAGAGAAGGAGCAAGCAGCACUAA